AUGGCGAUCGAGUAUGAAGUCGAAGCCGAAACCCAAGCUGAGCGCGAGAUAACCCUGACAACCCUCAACACCGCCCAACUCCUCGAGCAGCAAUGCGCCCAGUGCCCAGACAAAGAAGCAGUCCUAUCAAAAUGGCAGGGCGUCAGCUUGACCUACGAAACACUUUACAAAACCACGCGGGAAAUAGCAGCAACCCUCCUCCGGCACGGCGUCCGCCCUGGUGACCGCAUCGUCGUGCUAGCCGGGAAUUCGCUCGAGUAUGUGCAGCUGUUCUUCGCCGUCAGCGCCAUUGGGGCGAUCUUUACAAUCAUCAAUCCCACCUUUACGCCGGAUGAAAUCAUUCCGACCAUCGAGUUUGUCGAACCAACGGCCAUCUUCGUAGCGGACAGGAUCGGCUAUCGGAAGUAUGGACCGCUCAUUGCAGACAUUGCCAAGAAGAGACAGUCUGCUUCACUGGUCGUACAGCUCGGUUCGUCUCCGACAGUGGAUGGAGUACGCAGUUGGGAAGAAUUCCUGCACCCGGACCAGGAGGGCGGCGCCGUUCAAGACCCAAGCAUCGUGUCCUCAUACUGGGGAAGGUCUAACCCAAACGACCCCAUGUGUAUCCAGUUCACCAGUGGCACAACGGGCGCACGGAAAGCCGCGAUGCUCUCGCAUAGCAACCUGUUGAACAACGCGUUACUCGUCGGGCACCGGCUACGCCUCAUAUCAGAAGACAAAAUCCUCUGCUGCUCGCCGGUCUUCCACUGUUUCGGUCUCGUCUGCGGCGUUCUCGCGGCGAUCAUAUACGGAGGCACCGCUGUACUUCCCUCAGAUGUGUUCGUCGCAGAGGCGAGCCUGCGCGCCCUCUCCGAAGACCAGUGUACGGUCGUGCACGGCGUCGCUACCAUGUUCCAGGCUAUGCUAGAUCACCCGGAGGCCGGCAAACAUGCUCCACAUGUGCGCCUGCGAACGGGGAUUAUAGCCGGCUCCAGCUUAUCGCCCGCUUUGCUUGCCCGGCUGGAAAGUGUCUUUGGAUUCACGGGACUGGCGUAUGGAUAUGGGAUGACUGAGCUCUCGUGUAUUGUUUUCUUAACGGAUCCAAACGAAGUUUCUUUGGUGAAAGAGCAUACGUCUGUUGGCAAAGUGAUGCCUCUUACGGCUGCAAGGGUUGUUGACGAGAAUCUGAAAACGUUACCUCCCGGGACUGCCGGUGAACUGCUCGUCUCCGGGUAUCUCGUUUUCCAGGGAUACUACAAGAACCCGGAGAAGACCGCCGAAGCGCUUGUCAAGGAUAGCGAGGGACGAGUCUGGUUACGGACAGGCGACCUUGUCACGAUUGAUCAAGCUGGUCGGUGCACAAUCACCGGCCGAGUAAAGGAUAUGAUCAAGCGAGGCGGGGAAAACAUCUUCCCCGGCGACAUCGAACCAAUCCUCGAGUCCCAUCCCGACAUCACAGCCUGCGCCAUAGUCGGCGUCCCAGAUUCAUACUGGGGUGAAAUCAUCGUGGCAUUUAUCCAAGGCACGAAGGAGGCGAAGUGCGGGCCCACGCUGCGGAAGAAGGCACUGAAGCUGUGGCUGAGGCAUCGACUUGCGCCGCAUAAGGUUCCUGAGCAUUUCUUUGUCCUGGGGAGUGGAGGGGAUGUUCCGGACGAGAUGCCGAUUAAUGCUACGGGGAAGGUGCUGAAGAGGGAGUUGAGGGAUAUUGCGUCCUGUUUACUUCAGGGGGCGGGCGUAUGA
Aspergillus mulundensis is the source of this 1719-nucleotide messenger RNA. RefSeq names its product class I adenylate-forming enzyme family protein. NCBI's taxonomy places the organism in Eukaryota, Fungi, Ascomycota, Eurotiomycetes, Eurotiales, Aspergillaceae. The transcript is spliced from 4 exons. Bases 1 to 1719 code for a protein of 572 amino acids. The record is from RefSeq and is a predicted model, not a curated record. Gene Ontology annotation, molecular function: medium-chain fatty acid-CoA ligase activity. Gene Ontology annotation, biological process: fatty acid metabolic process.